Messenger RNA from Acaulospora colombiana, 1021 nucleotides. NCBI's taxonomy places the organism in Eukaryota, Fungi, Glomeromycota, Glomeromycetes, Diversisporales, Acaulosporaceae. The record is from the annotation of a GenBank genome assembly.
AUGAUUUUAGAAUUAAAGGGAGAAGAGAUUGUUCGGGCUGAUCCACAUAUAGGGUUACUACAUCGUGGUACUGAAAAAUUAAUUGAGUAUAAAACAUAUUUGCAAGCUUUGCCUUAUUUUGAUCGUCUGGAUUAUGUGUCUAUGAUGACCAAUGAACAAUGUUACUCAUUGGCUGUGGAAAAGUUGUUAAAUAUCGAGGUCCCUGAACGUGCAAAGUACAUUCGGACUAUGUUUGCAGAGAUUACAAGAAUCUUGAAUCAUAUAAUGGCGCUCAUGUCACAUGCCCUCGACAUUGGAGCUUUAACGCCUUUCUUGUGGAUGUUUGAAGAACGUGAAAAGUUGAUGGAAUACUACGAACGUGUUUCUGGAGCUCGUAUGCAUUCCUCCUAUGUACGCCCUGGUGGUGUUGCGCAAGAUAUGCCUUUUGGUUUAAUGGAAGAUAUAUACCAGUGGUCUACUCAAUUUUCUUCACGUGUCGACGAAACCGAGGAGUUGUUAACUGGCAAUCGUAUUUGGAUAAAUCGUACAAAAGACAUUGGUAUAGUCACAAUUCAAGACGCUUUGGACUAUAGCUUUUCGGGAGUGAUGCUACGCGGAUCUGGAUUUAAAUGGGAUUUACGCAAAGUUCAACCAUAUGAUGCAUAUGACAAAGUUGAAUUUGAUGUUCCAGUUGGCACUACGGGAGAUUGCUAUGAUAGAUAUCUUUGUCGUGUUGAAGAGAUGAGACAAAGUUUGAGGAUUAUUCAUCAAUGUUUAAACCAAAUGCCUCCUGGGCCAAUCAAAAUUGAUGAUUGGAAAAUAUCACCUCCAAGUAGAUCCUCCAUGAAGGAAAACAUGGAGGCAUUGAUUCAUCAUUUCAAAUUAUAUUCGGAAGGUUAUUCUGUCCCUCCUGGCGAAACUUAUACUGCAAUUGAAGCUCCAAAGGGAGAAUUCGGCGUUUACCUGGUUUCAGAUGGAUUUGCUCAUCUUGCGGGUUCGGACUUUAUGGCCCGUGGACAUUACAUUCCUGAUAUGGUUACAG